AAAUACCUUUAGCACUAGUCAGAUACCACAACGAACCGAGCAAACUGUUUUGUCCUCACGUUGAGUGGUUUAUCUUUUCCGAAUUUGACUACCGCUAGGUUUUAACUUGUCGCUCGUGUUGUAGUCGUCUGUUUCUACAUUACAAAGGGAUUCAGAAGAUGAACUGAAACUAACUCUCUCGCUCUCACACACACCCACACACACAAAGCGCGCGCACCCAAGAGUGAAUCGCGCUCGUGCGCUCGCUAACAGGUGUUUCUCUCACAUGGCUCUGUUCUGUGUGCUGCUGUGACUGACUGCUUUGUGGGAUGCUGCGAAGCGUGUUCUCGGUGUCUGGAGGAACAUCUUCUCCGUUAUUACUCGAAAUAGCCAGAUAGUGACAUUAUCUGGAGACAGAUGCGGUAAGACUGCAGCUAAUUGAAUGUAGAGCUGUUUGAGGACUUUAUCUCUGAAGAAAAUGAGCGUUGGAGAGAUGCGCGUACCGUCACCUACAUAACUGCGUUUUGUGUUAAAGCUGUAUUAGUUUACAACUCCUUUCUGCCAAUCUGUCAUUCGCAUUAACGAACGAUGGCGGUGACCGGUGUAUGAAGACUUGGAUGUGAGCUGUUCAGUGAAGAUUUCCCAAAAGAGAUCGUGUCGCGGAGGAGGUGGGGAAACGGAUUGUGUCCUCUGAAAGUUUUGGGUGUCGCACCGUCAAACUGGCCAUGGCUGCGGCGAUCGCCAGCUCCCUUAUUCGGCAGAAGAGGCAGGCGAGGGAGCGUGAGAAAUCAAACGCCUGCCGCUGCGUGAGCAGUCCGAACAAAACCAAAGGAACAUGCGAGAAACCCAGUCGACUCAGUGUCUUCUCCAGAGUCAAGCUUUUCGGCUCCAAAAAGCGCAGGAGGAGACGACCAGAGCCCCAGCUGAAGGGGAUCGUAACGAAGCUGUACAGUCGACAGGGCUUUCAUUUGCAGCUCCAAGCAGAUGGAACCAUUGAUGGCACUAAAGAGGAGGACAGUGGUUUCACCAUGUUCAACCUCAUUCCGGUGGGCUUGCGAGUGGUGGCCAUCCAAGGAGUUCAGACCAAACUCUAUCUGGCCAUGAACAGCGAGGGCUACCUGUAUACAUCAGAACACUUCACACCAGAGUGCAAGUUUAAGGAGUCAGUGUUUGAAAACUACUACGUGACAUACUCCUCCAUGAUCUAUAGACAGCAGCAGUCGGGCAGGGGCUGGUACCUAGGCCUGAACAAGGAAGGAGAGAUCAUGAAGGGCAACCAUGUGAAAAAGAACAAGCCCGCUGCACACUUCCUCCCCAAGCCUUUGAAAGUGGCCAUGUACAGGGAACCCUCUCUGCACGACCUGACCGAGUUCUCACGUUCUGGUAGCGGUACACCCACCAAGAGCCGGAGUGCCUCCGCUGUGCUGAACGGGGGCAAAGCUGUGAGUCAGAACGAGUCAACGUAGCCCGGUUUACCUGGCCCGGCCCGCUACCUUACGCCUUCACCAAAACCUCUGAAUGCUUGUGACUUCACACAGACUUCUCUCCAAAAAGCUCUCAGCGGUUCAGGACAACAUGAUACAUAACAUAACCACUUGCAAACUAGAGUAACAUUUGAUUGGACUCCUUUAUAAUUAGCUCGUUUUUUGGUUCUGUUUAGCUUGUUUGUUUUUUUCUCGAUCACCACUAUAAUAGCCUUUUUCAUGUGAAACACAGAAAUUGUAGCCUUUCUUACAAUGGGACGUUGCGUUGCAGUUGAACGUCAGUCAUCAAGGUUCAUUUCCUAGCAUCGCAGGUCCUGAUCAAGUAAUGCAUUUUUUAAGAGUUCAGGGCAGUCAGUGAGGGUUUUAGCUGCACGGGUGCGGAGGAAGGAAGGCACCCCUGUCCUCCAUGCUUCCUGAAAGUGACGCGAUAGAGAAGCGCCUGUCCCGGUGCGUGGGGGGCUCCUGCGUUCUUGUGCACUCGCUCCGAGAGUUUUGCUCUCUAGCAUGGGAAUAUAAAGCCUGCGUUCUGCUCACAUGAAGAGCCAAGCUGAGCCUCUCCGAAGCGAGAGGCCACAGCUUGCUAAUUGUUUGAAUUAGCUGUGAGCUUUUCUUACUUUCUCUUCCUCUUGUUCUUCCCCAAAUCAGUGUUUUUCGAGGUUUAACCGCGACUGGAGAUCCAGUGCACCAAAGACAGAACUGUGAGAGUUUCCCCUCGAGCCGUCAGACCACAUAUUUACGCAUGACAGGAAGCUUUUUCUGAUUAGUGAGAGGUUUCAGUAUUCGAGGAGAUGGGUGUGUGGUUCACGAGGGCUGUUCGAGGUCACCCCUUUCGUCUCUUUUGUGUCCCGUUGUCCGUUUUCUGAGUUCCUUUAGUCUGUGUGCUUGUGUUUUUGCCUUUCCCGCACAUGUCGACUCUCCUUUGGUCAAUGCUGGUCACUGUUGCCGGUGAUUUCCCAGACAUGUCGGGACUCCCACCUGGACUGCGUUUUGUGUGUAAGUAAUUUAUGGUGGUGACAAUUUUCUAUUUAAAUGAGCAAACAAAAGAUGAUACUGUGGAACUUAAGUUGGUUGAAUUUUUUAGGGUAUGUCUAAUUUGUAAAAGUGAAAAAAUGUGAAAAAAAAAUAAAAAAUCUUGUACAGGGCAUGUACAAAUCAGGUUGUGUACAAUAAGGACCCUUUUGUGGCCUGCAGUACAGUAUAUAUCCUUCCCCUCGGGCAACAUAACGUCAUACAUGCUACAUGGGGGUUCUUCUCUCUUCUGUUUCUUUCUGGGUUUCUUUCUUCUUUUAGAUGAACAUACAGUAUCUGUUGCAUGGGAGACUGCAGGGAGGUGAGGAAUAGAGCUGCAUGAUGUAGGCUAUGUGUAUUAACUCCUCCCUGCAUCAUAUGUUCCAAACUACCAGGAUAAAACUGACAAACAACAUGUAUGUACUGACUGGCACUCUGCCACGUACCUUCAAGUUGUUUCUUAUUUGUUGUGUACAUACAAUGCACUGAAUAAAAUGUU
This is a messenger RNA of Onychostoma macrolepis, 2970 nucleotides long. It is a transcript of the gene fgf13a, whose product is annotated as fibroblast growth factor 13a. The transcript is spliced from 5 exons. Gene Ontology annotation, biological process: positive regulation of protein phosphorylation; regulation of cell migration; animal organ morphogenesis. Gene Ontology annotation, cellular component: cytoplasm. The record is from RefSeq and is a predicted model, not a curated record. The coding region runs from base 705 to 1445 and encodes 246 amino acids. Lineage: Eukaryota; Metazoa; Chordata; Actinopteri; Cypriniformes; Cyprinidae. Gene Ontology annotation, molecular function: growth factor activity; fibroblast growth factor receptor binding.